This is a messenger RNA of Ananas comosus (pineapple), 2429 nucleotides long. Its product is annotated as RNA polymerase sigma factor sigB. The record is from RefSeq and is a predicted model, not a curated record. Gene Ontology annotation, biological process: DNA-templated transcription initiation; regulation of DNA-templated transcription. NCBI's taxonomy places the organism in Eukaryota, Viridiplantae, Streptophyta, Magnoliopsida, Poales, Bromeliaceae. The transcript has 6 exons. The coding region runs from base 114 to 2090 and encodes 658 amino acids. Gene Ontology annotation, molecular function: tRNA binding; DNA-binding transcription factor activity.
GUUAUGUGAUUGGGCUUUCGGACCGGACGGUGCCCGCCCCUGAUUUUGGAGAUAACGUGGCCGACGUCGCCAUUUCCCCUUCCCUCCAGGAGUGAAGUGAGAACCGCCCCGCCAUGUUGAUGAGCGGAAGCCGGCUCCCCUUGCUCUCCUCUUCCGCGUCCUCCUCCGCCAUUCGAAGACUCUUUUCCCCUUCUUCGUCUUCGUCUUCGUCUUCGUCUUCUUCUUCUUCUUCUUCUUCUUCCGUCCGACGCCGCAGCCUCCUCUUCUCCCCGCUCCUCUAUUUCCCCUCGCGUCGCCGCCGCUGCUUGUCCUCCACCGCUAAAGCGACCAUCCAAAUCCAAACCCAAACCCAAACCCAAACCCUAUCCCAAGCGGCGGCGGCGGCGGCGGCGGCGGAGGAGGAGGAGGAGGAGGAGGAGGAGGAGGAGGAGGCGGAGGGGGAUGAAGCCGCUUCUCCGCCGUCGGAUCCGGUGAUUGCGGCGGCGCAGGCGUUGGACAUCAGAGUGGGUCGCGUGGUGAGGGCGUGGCGGCAUCCGGAGGUGGAGUCGCUCUACUUGGAGAAGGCGAAGGUGGGGGAGGCCGAGCCCAGGACCAUCUGCAGCGGCCUUGUGAACUACAACCCCUUCGACCUCAUCCAGACCAAUUAUGAAGCGGCAUUGGCAACAGAAACACUUCUUACUGGCGAAGAGGCAAUAAUAGCAGCAGCUGCUGCUGAGGCAGUUGCUCUUGCUAGAGCAGCAGUUGAAGUUGCCAAAGAUGCAGCUCAGAUGAUUGGAAAUGAUCCAUCUGCCAGAUUAGAAAAAUCAACAGAUAAUGUUUCAUCUGAUGAUAUCCUCCGGCUUGAGGGCCUUAGACUUGCCGAAAUGGAAUCUCUCCACACAAUCAGAUAUCCUGGUGCAACUGUAUCCGUAUCCCAAAACGAGCAUUAUCAGUUAAAGGACACUGAGCUUCCCGGUAUAAUGCUUGAUGAUGUUGAACUUCAAAAGGUGGAGAACACUCAGAGCAUAGCUGUGAGAUCUGGACGGCAAACUGAGAGAAGAGCAAGAAGAGCAAGAGCAGCCGAGAAGGCUGCUACUACCGUUAUUUCUGCGAAAUCAGGAUCAUCUGGAAAGAAAAAGCGAUCCACUUUUCAGGAGAUUGAUUUUACAGACCCUUUGCGUUACUUAAGGGCGACGACAGCUGCAUCAAAGCUUCUAACAGCAACUGAAGAACUGGAGUUGUCAGAAGGAAUUCAGGACCUUUUAAAGUUGGAAAGGCUCCAAGAGGAGCUUGCAGAACGCAAUGGUGGUCAGCCAAUCUUUGCUCAAUGGGCUGCAGCAGCUGGAGUUGAUCAGAAGACCCUCCGAAAGCGCUUGAAUUAUGGUGCCUUUUGCAAAGAUAAGAUGAUCAAAAGUAACAUACGCCUUGUUAUUUCUAUUGCUAAAAACUAUCAGGGUGCGGGAAUGAACCUUCAGGAUCUUGUUCAGGAAGGAUGCAGAGGCCUUGUAAAGGGUGCUGAAAAGUUUGACGCUUCAAAGGGAUUCAAGUUUUCCACAUAUGCGCACUGGUGGAUCAAACAAGCUGUUCGAAAGUCCCUCUCAGAACAAUCUAGGACAAUCAGGUUGCCGUUUCACAUGGUGGAAGCGACUUACCGCGUGCGGGAAGCCAAGAAACAGUUGUACAGUGAGAAAGGAAGGCAUCCUGAUUAUGAGGAAGUUGCGAAGGCAGCAGGGUUGUCCAUGAAGAGACUUGCGGCAGUAAUGCUAACUCCUAAAGCUCUGAGAUCUCUCGACCAGAAGAUUGGAAUCAAUCAGAGCCUCAAGCCUUCGGAAGUGAUUGCAGAUCCUGACGCAGAGACUGCAGAGGACAUACUCAUAAAGCAGUUCAGGAAGCAGGAUCUGAAUAAGGUGCUUGAUACAUUGAAUCCAAGGGAAAAACAGGUGGUGAGGUGGAGAUUUGGACUGGAGGAUGGAAGGAUGAAAACUUUGCAGGAGAUCGGUGAGUUGAUGGGCGUGAGCAGGGAGAGAAUCCGGCAGAUCGAGUCGUGCGCGUUUCGGAAGCUAAAGAGCAAGAAGAGAACGAAGAAUUUGCAGCAGUACUUGAUCUCAUGAGAAAGCUUUUUAUUGCAUUUCCCUUGAUUUCUCAUUUUCUUGCCAGCUAUGGCUUUCGAAAUUUACAUGCCCACUUCACCCACGGGCAUAACUAACUGUGCUCAAUAUGACAAACCUGUAAAUUUUUUUGUGCGGAAAAAUCCAUGUCAUCUUUGAAUGGAUCUUUUAUAAACUUGCCUGUUGGGAGAAAAAAGAAGUAAAUAGAAAGGUCGAUUCUUUCUUCCUUUUUCUUUUUUGAACUAGUUGGAGACAACAAACAGUUUUGUACAUAUAAGAAUUGUAUUAUUUAUUUGUUUAUUUUCUACUUUUAAUUCGGUUGAUAAAUACAUGGUUGUGAUU